UUCAUGACAAUCCAUCAAAGGUUAUUGAGUAACAGUGCUAAACCACAUGUGAUCACAUGUGCGCUCAUUCAAGAAUAUAGACGCUACCAUAAACAUAAUGCAAUAUAACGGCAAUGAAAACAUAAUGUUGAAUUAGAGCAAGCCUGCCAUGUAUAUUACGCGGGAAACGACAUGCGGGCGGGGUGAUGUACAUAUGUAACUCAGCCUGUAGGUCGACGUCGUUCGCCAUAUUUGGCAUUUCUCGCACGAGUGGACAGAUUACGAUGUCAAAGGUCUAUAUAGGUCGGCAAACAAAGCUUGCUACGUCCUAUCGGUCGGAACCACUGGGUCUAUAUAAUGCGGCCACACUGGGGCGUUUGCUUGAGGCGGUCUCACCAUUUGCCAGGGGAAGCUGUAGUUUUCUGUUAGGAACGUCAACAGCUUUCUUCAACUCGUCACCCCGGCGUGAAACCGGACCACUCUACAACUUCCAAAUCAUACUGUGUACAACACUGUGUCUGAUCCCUCAGAAGCAGCAGGACGAUGUGGUUGAUGACGAUAAUUGUGGGGUUAGUGACCCUGGUUUUGGUCACGUGGUUGAGGGACUAUGUCAGACGCUGGCGGAUGCCUCCUGGACCAUUCUUCUGGCCAAUCAUCGGAAACCUUACCUUGUUUGGCGGUCAAUUCUACCUCACCUUCAUCGAGCUCGCUAAGAAAUACGGAGACGUGUUUAGCCUGAAGCAGGGCAUGACGGACGUGGUUGUGCUGAACAGUCUGGAUGCUGUCAGGGAGGCUUUCGUUAAGAAGGGUGCGGAGUUCGCAGGCAGGCCGACCAUGUUGUCAGGGGACAUCUUUACUGAAGGUGGGAAGGACAUAGCCUUCACCGACUACAGUCCCACAUGGAAACUACACCGGAAACUGUUUCACACCGCCAUCAGGGGUUACGCAUUAGGAGAUAACCUGCAAAGUAAAGUCCACGAGUCUUUAGAGGAGACCAUCGCAGAGUUCUCGAAGAUGGAGGGUCAAGCAGUGAACAUUGAAGACCACAUUUACAAGCUGGUCUACAACGUCAUUUGUUCCGCAGCCUUCGGCAUAAGGUAUGAUAUGGACGACAAGGAUUUCAACACUCUGAUAAAAGUAAGCAAGGACGGAGCCGAAGUAUUCGCACAGGGUCUUCUGGCUGACGUCUAUCCUUCACUUGGGUUCCUGCCUACCCCGGGCAAAGCUGCCGUCGAAAAAAUGACCAGAUCUUUCCUGGACAUCAUGCAGCAUCACCUGGACCAGCACCGGGAAACAUUUGACCCAAGCAACCUCCGUGACAUCACCGAUCACAUGAUCAAGGCUCAGAAGGACGCUGAGGAGGAGGGGAUCCAGGACAUCAACUCUCUCACAGACACUCACCUCAGGCAGACCAUCUCAGACAUCUUCGGGGGGGGUACAGACACGACGAUUUUGACCCUCCGCUGGGCCGUCCUGUUCCUCGCUGCCCACCCGGAGAUACAGGAGAAGGUGGCUGCUGAGUUAGACAGUGUGGUGGGCCGUGACAGGCUGCCUGAGCUGUCCGACCGCGAGGCUACUCCGUACACGGAGGCAACCAUCCAUGAGGUGAUGAGGAUGGGAACCAUCGCUCCUUUAGCUUUGCCACAUACUACAACUGUGGACACUACGCUGAGAGGUUACCGGAUUCCCAAGGGCACGUGGAUCAUGCCUAACCUGUGGGCCCUGCACUACGACCCGGACACGUGGGGAGAUCCUGACGUCUUCCGCCCGGAACGCUUCUUGGAUGAGAGUGGGAAACCGAUACCCAAACCCCCGGCUCUAAUGCCCUUCGGUGCCGGUCGCCGUGCUUGUCCAGGGGAAGCUGUGGGGAAAGCAGACACCUUCCUCCUGCUGGGGGGACUGGUCCAGAACUUCCGCUUCACCAUCCCGGAGGGGGAGGGGCCUCCUGACCUCGCCCCUGAUAAGAAGGGCGGAGGCGUCCAAAACACCCCCUAUCCAUAUAAGGUGGUGAUGACCUGCCGGAAGUGAAUUUGGUGACCUGCAGGAAGUGUAUCAUGAAGUCUUGCGCAUGUCUGCGUUUUUGUUUUCUUUUGCUCAUUCAGUAUC
Molecule: messenger RNA, 2085 nt
Organism: Branchiostoma belcheri (Belcher's lancelet)
Lineage: Eukaryota; Metazoa; Chordata; Leptocardii; Amphioxiformes; Branchiostomatidae
Product: steroid 17-alpha-hydroxylase/17,20 lyase-like
Exons: 11
Coding region: 523-2007 (494 amino acids)
Biological process (GO): progesterone metabolic process; hormone biosynthetic process
Molecular function (GO): iron ion binding; steroid 17-alpha-monooxygenase activity; heme binding
Source: RefSeq, a predicted model, not a curated record